AUGUCUGUCGCCAACGCAGGCAUAACUGCUGCCGCGACCGGUCCAGAGGCAGUGGAUCCACGAAAGGAUAGCGACGUGCUUACCCCCGACGUCCUCCAUGGUGAAGAGCAUCCCGUGGCGCCUGACCAGUUCGACCCAAAAUACCAGACCACGAAGUGGGAGCGCUGGGCGUAUUACUGCUACUACAUUGGCAACAAUGGGCUGACGCUGUUCAACUUUGCGCCUACAUCCUUCCAGGAUCUUUUGUACGAGGCCGCCGGCGACAGCGGCAGGCUGCAGUUUCUGGGUGCCUACCGAACCAUCAACAGCAUCGUCUUGCUCGCCAAUGGGAUUUCAUUCGCCAUUCAAGUGGUGUUGUUCCUUCUUCUGGGUAGUAUGGCGGACUAUGGCCGGUGGCGGCCCUGGAUUUUGAUCUUUUGGUCCGUCGUGGCCUUCGGGUUGGGCUUUGGUUGGCUCGGGGUGCAUACACAGGACAAAUGGCCCGUGGCGACUGGUCUGUACAUGGUUGGACUGAUCGCCUAUCAGAUGUGCCUCACCUUCUGGACCGCCGCGUUUCCGGGACUGGCGCGCAACACCCCCGAAAUGCGGCAGAAGGCGCAACAAUAUGAAGUUGGGGAGAUUAGUCGAGACGACUACGACUUUGCCGAUAUGAUGGCGCGCAACCGCAUCUACAAUGUGGCCUUUAUCAUGCAAAGCGCCGGAGAGAUCAUCAUUCUGGCGGUGCUCGUCGGCAUCCUGUUUGCGGUGAACGUCAACGCAAGUGCGGCCAACAACCUCUGGGGCUUGUCCGUCCUGAUUGCCUACGCCACCGGGGUGUGGAUUGUGCUGUCCAUUCCGUGGUUCAUCCUGGAGAAGAGGAGACCGGGCCAGCAGCUGCCGGCUGGGAUGAACGUCGUCAGCGUUGGCUUCUGGAACAUCUAUCGUGCUCUGACGCAGAUUUGGGAGCUGAAGCAGAGUUUGUUAUACCUUAUCGCAGGGUAUUUCUUACUUGGCGACUCCCUGAACACCACCGUCACGGUGAUUGCGACUCUCCAGAACUCGGUGGUGUCGUACAAUACCCUGACCUUGAAUUACCUGUUAAUCGUGGGGAUUGCAGCCCAAGGGGCUGGGAUCAUUGGCUAUUGGGUCAUCCAGAAGCGAUAUGGCCUCAGCACCAAAACCAUGUUUGAUGCUGUCAUGAUUGGCAUUCUUCUCCUUGACGGCUGGGGGAUGAUCGGCAUCUGGACUUCUCGGUUUGGCUUUCACCACGCAUGGGAGUUUUGGCUCUACCAGACCUUUUACGGCCUGUUCGUCUGCCAGUGGUAUGCUUACAGCCAGACGAUGAUCAGCGAGGUGACACCGCGCGGGAAGGAAUUCUUGUUCUUCAGUCUGUACAGUAUCAUGGGUAAGACGAGCGCGUUCAUCGGCCCGAUUGUGUCCAGCGCCAUCAUCGAUGCGGAUCCUAAGGGGAACAACAGUCUCCCCUUUUACUUCCUGUUUGGACUCAGCCUGUUGAGUUUUUGCUUGUUGUUCUUCUUCAUGGACUUGAAGCGGAGUCGGCGAGAACAGGAACGGUUUUUGGCCAAGGAACGGGCAGCCAAAGAAAGACGGGCGAGCGUCAUCAGUCAAGGAAGGCCGAUUGACGAUAGCAGGGUCAGCGUCAGCGACAGUCCAGGAAGUGCAAAAGCAGAAGAGGUCAAGGCUGGAGCGUAG
Capronia epimyces CBS 606.96 is the source of this 1692-nucleotide messenger RNA. RefSeq lists its product as uncharacterized. NCBI's taxonomy places the organism in Eukaryota, Fungi, Ascomycota, Eurotiomycetes, Chaetothyriales, Herpotrichiellaceae. The transcript has 2 exons. The record is from RefSeq and is a predicted model, not a curated record. The coding region runs from base 1 to 1692 and encodes 563 amino acids.